Molecule: messenger RNA, 806 nt
Organism: Rubroshorea leprosula
Lineage: Eukaryota; Viridiplantae; Streptophyta; Magnoliopsida; Malvales; Dipterocarpaceae
Source: the annotation of a GenBank genome assembly
GGUGCAUCUGCAGGUCUUUCCUCACUACUAAGUCUUUUACAUUGGAAUAUUUUAUCAAAGGAAGCUUCGCUCACGACAAGCUUCUCAAGAUUGGGAAGUGACUGGAAGAAGAAAGGAGGAGGAGCUAAUAAUUGCUCUUGAAUGUGGGUGAGAAGGGGAUGGUAGAAGAGACACAAAAAGCAUUAGAAAAGGCUGAAGCACUCAAGAAGCUCUUUACUAGACAGGAGCCCGUUCUGGAUUCCUCAAAGUACACUGCUGUUGAUGUUUGCACUGUGAGUUCUGUUUUUCUUUCUUUUAGUUUCACAGAAGGAAAGCUAUGAUAAAAGUAGAUAAGAAAACUUAGACACACUUGGAACUUAUUGGGAAAAUAUGAAUUUGAUUUGCAUAAUUAGUGCAUGAAUAGUCCCUUGUCAUAAUUUGAUUUCAGUUUAAUUUUCUUUUAGUUCAUUUGUAUCGUAAUAUUCUAUCUGUUCUAAUCUUUUUGAUCCAAUUUUGUUUCAGACUGAUCAAAAGCUAUGUGUUUGUGAUAUUUUGUGGAGCAUUUUUGAGUGUUUAUGGCAGGUACAUUUUUAAUCUUCUACUUCUUGAUCAUAGCCUUUUAUCUUCUUUCUAGGGGCUUCAAAAAGUUAGUGUUUGGGGUUUCAAGUGCUUCAGCUUUGGACCUGGCUAUUAUACCUCCUUGUUACCAGUAGGCUUUUGGGUCCAGUUUUACGAGGAUAACUCUUGUAGCUACAUAAUGUGCGUCUUUUUCUGUUUUUGUACUUGUAGAUCAUGCAAUUGUUAGAUAAUAAAUAGUUGGGAAACUG